Messenger RNA from Funneliformis geosporum, 1563 nucleotides. NCBI's taxonomy places the organism in Eukaryota, Fungi, Glomeromycota, Glomeromycetes, Glomerales, Glomeraceae. The record is from the annotation of a GenBank genome assembly.
AUGUUAGAUAAGAAUGCAAAUACGGCAAGAAUAUCACCAUCAUUACAUAUCAAUAUAAAUGCAGAAGUAUUUAACACCAAAACGAAUUUUUUAAUAAAGUCAUGGGAAGAAACAUCAAUAAGACCAUACAUAUUGAAUGGAAGUAGUAACGAUGAUAGGAAGAAAAAGAAUGAAAUAGGAAUAAUACAGGAUGUGGACAUGUUGACUGAUAUUAUACCAACAGAAGGAGAUGGAGAGAGCACAGCUAUCUUAUUGAAUUGGAAUAGAUUAGAUAACAUUAAAAUUAUUGUAAAACAUUUGUGUCAAUAUUCCAUAUUUAAAGAAAUUUUUAUAUGGAAUAAUAAUGUCGAUAUACAUCUAUCAGAUCCAAUGUUUGUUGAUACACAUUGUAAUAAGAUAAGAUAUUAUAAUUCACCGGGGAAUAUGUAUUUUAUAGCAAGAUAUUUAGCAUGCUCAAUGGCAACGACAAAAUAUUGUUACUUUCAAGAUGAUGACUGGAUAAAUAAAUAUCCAAGGUCUAUGUAUAGUAACUUUUUAAGAUUCCCCAAUUUAAUACAUACCGACACUAAUGCGGAUGUUUAUUCUUUAACGAAUUGGAAGUGGUGUUUUUUCAACGAGGAUAUUAAUUUACAUUCAUGUUUUUCAUGGGUUGGUACAGGAGCAUUUACUUCUAGAGAGUAUGUGAUAAAAUUUUUAAAAAUGACAAGUGAAACAGAAAUGAGCUCGUUAGAAUUUAGAUAUGGUGAUACGUAUUUUACUACGUACAUGAAUCAAGUCCCUUAUCAAUUAGAAAAUCCUUUAUUUGAAUUACCACAAGAAAAUGGUUUCAGUUCAACCGGUGAAGGUAGAAUACGUAAUAAAUUAUAUAUGCAUCAAGCAUUAAUUCGAUUAUAUAAUUAUUUAUCUUUACGUGCUAAUCUUACAACGGAAGACACAGAAUUUUCGCCGACGUUAUACGAAAGAGAUGUUAGAUCACCUUGUUAUAAUGAUAAAUGUUUAUUCUUAACAAAUAAACAUAGUUUUCCCAGUAUAAAAUCAUUUAAAUAUCUCCCUUACAUUAAUAUUAGUGAAAGUGAACGUUUGCAUUCUAGUUUUUUUAAUACCCAUCAUUUCAUAUCUCAUCCUUAUUCUAAUGCCGUUGAUCAUGAUAAUUUUACUACCUGGAUUUCUCAGGAUGUUAUAAAAAAAGACGAUUAUAUUGGAUUAGAUGUAUUAUUACCUAUGCCGGUUCCACUUACUUUUAAUUUAAUUAUUGAUCAUGAUCGCGAUUAUUUUAAUCAUCUAUCUAUACAAAUUUCUCAUGAUGGUUCUGAAUGGAUUCAACUAUCUCCAUUACCUAAAUUAGAAAUUCAUGAUUUAUCUUCAACUUUUACCAAAAAUAAUUUAUUAUCGUGUAACUUUCUUAUACGUGAAACUGGUUUUAGAUUUUUAAAAUUAGUUAGUACAAAAGAUUGGGACUUUACCUUUUCUAUUUAUGAUUUUACUUUUAAUGGGCAUAUGGAUGAUAAUAAUAUAGUUGUUAAUGAAGUUAGUUUAGGGGAUGAUAAUGAUGAAAAUGAUUAA